GUUCGGAAAUGGAUGAUUAAGAGAAGUGCUGACGACGGCCGCCUUUACUUCGUUUUGAAACUUCGAAUAACAUUGGAGAACAUGAGAACCUUUGGCAAAGAUGCAGCCUCUGUAGAAAAAGCAAACGAGGAAUUAGUCGUGGUGAGUGGUUCACAUCUGCAAGGCGCACAGGCAGAGCCAGAACAUAUUGAAGAACAAGAUGAUGUAGUAGAGGCUGAAGAUUAUAGACGUGUUGAUAAGACUCCAGGGACACCCAGAAGUGAUGUGGUGGAUGAAGCCAAUUGUUCACGGUGGAGGCCUAGGCGCUAUAUCUUGCUGUCGAAACUAACACGACCGGAG
Messenger RNA from Amoebophrya sp. A25, 339 nucleotides. The record is from the annotation of a GenBank genome assembly. NCBI's taxonomy places the organism in Eukaryota, Dinophyceae, Syndiniales, Amoebophryaceae.